Molecule: messenger RNA, 1862 nt
Organism: Striga asiatica
Lineage: Eukaryota; Viridiplantae; Streptophyta; Magnoliopsida; Lamiales; Orobanchaceae
Source: the annotation of a GenBank genome assembly
AAAAAGGUCUCCUUUUUCAUUUCCAAUCAGCAUAUAAAAAAUAAAAAUACAAUAAGUGAGAGAGAGAUCAUAAUAGAGAGAGAGAGGGAGAGAGAGAUGGCAGAAGGCGAACCUCUGCAACUAGUUUGCGUCCCAUGGCCGGUGAUGGGCCACGUGCAGAUCGUCGAGCUCGCCAAGCUCAUCCUCCGCCGUCAAAAUCUUCUCCCUCGUGGUAAAACUCUGUCAAUCACUGUGCUCCUAAUGAAGAUUCCCGAUUCAAUCGACACCGUAAGCGGGUCCUACGCCGACCUACUCAGCUCCUCCCCUUCCUCCACUCCAGGCCUCCAUUUCUUCCAGCUACCUCAAACCGACCCGACUCCCGAGUGGAGCUCCAAAACCCGCGGAUACUUCAUCCACAGCCUCGUCCUCAGCCAAAAGUCAAAUAUCUCCGACUUCCUCAAAGCCCACAGGUCAAACAUCGCUGGCCUAUUGGUCGACAUGCUGUGCACCUCCAUGAUCCGCGUCGCGGAGGAUUUCGGCCUCCCCGCCUACGUGUUCUUCACCUCGCCCGCCAGCUUCCUCGGAGCAAUGCUCCACUGCCAGACGCUGCACGACGAGCAGAAUCAAGACGUGCCCGGUUUAAAAAAUUUGAAAACGGGUAUACGAAUCCCGAGCUUCGAAAAGCCCGUCCCGCCGGAGGUCAUGUCGCUCGUCCUUGUAGACGAGCGGCAGUGGCUCGACCGCUUCCUCCACUACGCCCGAGACUACAGGAGAGCCAAGGGCAUACUCGUAAAUACGUUCACCGAUCUGGAGACUGACGCAAUUGCCUCGUUUUCAUUAGGUUCGGCUUAUGGGAAUCGACCUGUCCCUCCGGUGUACCCGGUUGGCCCGAUUUUGAACCGCGGGCCGUGUCUCAAUCGGCCCGCAGCGCUCGGUUGGCUCGACGAGCAGCCUCCCGGUUCUGUGUUGUUCGUUUGCUUCGGGAGUCAGGGGAGCUUGGAUGAGGAGCAGGUUCGGGAGCUGGCCGUUGGGCUCGAGAGGAGCGGGACACGGUUCUUGUGGGCCCUACGGCGCCGUUCGUCCGGAAGCGCGGGUUUCCCGAGCGAGUACGCGGAUUAUGAGGGGGUCCUUCCGGAAGGUUUUCUUGGCCGGACGGGGAGCAAGGGGAGGGUGGUGGGUUGGGUCCCACAGCUGGAGGUGCUCGAGAACCGAGCUGUCGGGGGGUUCGUGUGCCACUGUGGAUGGAAUUCGGUGCUGGAGAGUUUGUGGUGUGGGGUCCCUAUGGCGACGUGGCCGCUGCACGCGGAGCAGCAAAUGAAUGCGUUCCAGCUGGCGAGGGAGUUGGGGCUGGCGGUGGAGAUUAGCCUGAGGUACCGGGAGAGGGGUGGUGAGGAUGGGCGGCUGGUGGCGGCUGAAGAGAUCGAGAAUGGGAUAAGGGCAGUUAUGGAGAGAGGGAGUGAGGUGAGGAGAAGAGUGGUGGAGAUGAGGGAGAGGGCUCGGGCGAGUGUUUCGGAAGGUGGGCCCUCGUGGGUGUGUCUCCACAGGUUCGUUAAGGAGUGUCUGACGACGGGCGAUGAGUUGGAGUGAUGCUGGAGAAAAUUCGAGUUUUUUAUAUGGAUUAAAGAUUAAACAGAAAGAUUUGGUAUUUGUGGUGUGAUUUUUGUAAUGGCAAAAUGGAUUGAAGUCCAGAGCUUGGUGUAUAAUGUGUGUUAUGCUUUUGAUUGAUUGAGCAUAUGUAAUGGAGGGAUGGUUAUACUUAUACAGAAUGCGCUUCUGGUGGUGUUUGUUCCAAUGUAUAAAAGAGUAACUUUUUUUUCUUUUUUUUUUAANCACAAACAAGUUUUCCACACAUCAUAUAUCAACAACUUCCAAUCAUAUCAAGA